AUGGUCAACGUCCCAAAAACCAGAAGAACCUACUGUAAAGGUAAAGAGUGUAGAAAACACACCCAACACAAAGUUACCCAAUACAAAGCUGGUAAAGCUUCUUUAUUUGCUCAAGGUAAACGUCGUUAUGACCGUAAACAAUCCGGUUAUGGUGGUCAAACCAAACCAGUCUUCCACAAAAAGGCUAAAACUACCAAAAAAGUUGUUUUACGUUUAGAAUGUGUUGUCUGUAAAACCAAAGCUCAAUUAUCAUUAAAACGUUGUAAACAUUUUGAAUUAGGUGGUGAUAAAAAACAAAAAGGUCAAGCUUUACAAUUUUAA
Messenger RNA from Hansenula anomala, 321 nucleotides. It is a transcript of the gene RPL42A, whose product is annotated as 60S ribosomal protein eL42. Lineage: Eukaryota; Fungi; Ascomycota; Saccharomycetes; Phaffomycetales; Wickerhamomycetaceae. Gene Ontology annotation, biological process: translation. Gene Ontology annotation, cellular component: cytosolic large ribosomal subunit; ribosome. Gene Ontology annotation, molecular function: structural constituent of ribosome. Bases 1 to 321 code for a protein of 106 amino acids. The transcript is spliced from 2 exons. The record is from RefSeq and is a predicted model, not a curated record.